This is a messenger RNA of Talpa occidentalis (Iberian mole), 1203 nucleotides long. RefSeq names its product C-C motif chemokine ligand 25 (gene CCL25). Gene Ontology annotation, biological process: lymphocyte chemotaxis; positive regulation of ERK1 and ERK2 cascade; positive regulation of GTPase activity. Gene Ontology annotation, molecular function: chemokine activity; CCR chemokine receptor binding. The record is from RefSeq and is a predicted model, not a curated record. The transcript has 5 exons. Bases 116 to 580 code for a protein of 154 amino acids. Gene Ontology annotation, cellular component: extracellular region. NCBI's taxonomy places the organism in Eukaryota, Metazoa, Chordata, Mammalia, Eulipotyphla, Talpidae.
GCGGGGCUCCACGUAUAAAGGGUGAAGCGGGCGGGCCUGGCAGGCAGGAGGGUUGGCACCCGCCCAGCAGGACCCAGGAGGCUUUGGUGCCCAAGUUAGAGAAGCAGCCGGAACCAUGAAUCUGUGGCUCCUUGGCCUGGUGGCCUGCUUCGUGAGUGCCUGGGCCCCUGCCGUCCACACGCAAGGCGUCUUCGAGGACUGCUGUCUGGCAUAUCAGCACCGCGUUAGGUGGGGCCUGAGAAAAUGUGUCCAGGAUUACCAGAUCCAGCAUGUGAGCGGGAGCUGCAACCUGCCGGCCGUGAUAUUCUUCUUCGGUCAGAAAAAAUGGACGGUGUGUGCGAACCCAAAGGCCAGGUGGGUGCAAGACUGGGUUAAGUUCGUGGACAAGCGGAAGGAUGCCCACCCAAAGCCCAGCUCUGGCAACCUCUCAGCUAUUUGUGCCAGGCUACUGUCAUCCAAGCCUAGCAAUCCCUCCGUGUACAGAACAAGGACCUCCGUCCAGACAAGAGACAGUGCAAGUAAGGAUUCUGGAUCAUGUACCCAUCCCUCCACCCAAGUUGAGACUCACGAGCAGCCCUGACUGGCUCAGAAGAUAUGCCUCCAGGAACGAGGCCUAACUUUUUGGUCAGCCUGAAGGUUCACACCUGACCCAACCCAGGGGUCUCCAACAAAGCUUCAGCAAGAGAUGAAAUACCAGAUGGGUGGGCCAGAGCUGCAGGGGUCCCACUCCACCCCAGAUCACCUGCCAGCCUCUCCAAUUCUUCCUGCAGGACAGUGAGCACAAACGUCUCCAGGAUGAGCCAGCCAGAGAUCGGCGGGCCUUUCUGCCUGGAAACUGCAGCCUGCAGCCCCCGUUGUCCCAGACGCUCUAUCCUUCAGGCCAAAUCUCAAUACCUGUGCUUGCCACUGUGUUAGUUCCCUCCCUGUUACCCAAUCACCCCAGUUCCUCAGGCAGCUAGAAGGAGGGAGCUGACCUUAUUUCAAGUUCUUUGCCUGGCCCAGGCAACAGGUUUUUUUCCUUUUCUUUUUUUUUUCUUUUUUUUUUUUUUAGAGAAUUAGGUUAUGUCAUCCACCCACAGCCUCUUGCCACCCACUCCAGACCACAUCUGUCUGUGCCCCCCUGACAGCUGCUUACUGGAGGGCCACUCCUGUCCAUUCCACAGUGUACUUUUGCUAACUUUCAAAUAAAUCUUCGGUGGAACA